AUGACUACAUCUACUACUACUUCGCAGGCACAAAUCUUCCCCGGGAAAGGACUGGGGUUUAUCACCCUAGGAGCUUCGCUUCAUAAUGUCCUGACCCGAGUCAAAUCCUAUCCCCAAACAUACCCCGCCAUCGACCUUGCCUACUCCUCCGCAGAUCCGCUCCGCAAUCCCGUGGUACUGCAGCUACCUUCGAACGGCCUGCGUCUUCGCUUCGAUGGUCCCGAUCAGAGACUUCGUUUGAUCGAAGUACUCGACUUCACCAGAGUGAAUCUGGUCUAUAAGAACCAGGAAGUGCUAAAGGGGGCCAAAUCAGAACACCCAAUAUCUUCGCAUGGCCCCAGCUUCCGGCACGUUUACAAUCGCCUGUUUGGUCCUUCAUACCCAGGAGAAUACGUACCACCGGCAGAUCAGUCACCAUAUGGCACAUACGUCUUAUCUUAUCCCGGAGUAGCGUUCUCGUUUCCCCUUCAGCACUCGGCCUGGUCCGAUCAGUGUGAUUUCGUAGCACUGCUCUCCUCCUCGGCUGCCUUGCCAGCCACCUCCAUGUCGAUCUUCCAGGGAUCAUCAUGGCCAGAGGUUCGAGCAAAGCUUUUUAUACAACAACCCCAAUAUCCUCGCUCAUCCGCUUUGAUUGGCAAAUCCCGGGAGUCACUUGCAGACGAGAUCGAGGAGUGGCAGGUUCUAGGAGCUGCCAAGCUUGAAGUCCUUCGCAGAACAGGAGCUCCCUUAGGCAUCACCCUUGGAGAAACUACUCCUCAGGACUUAAUUGCGGACUUCGGGCCGCCCGAUGCGAUCUACCGUAAGAAUGACCGCCGGAUAUCCAUUCACCGUGCCACCGGCGCCGGUGAGCUACACCUAAGUCCAUCUCCAGGCAGAGGAUUUGAAAUGCCAGAUGCCGAUCACUCAUCCAAUAACAGUGUUACUGAUGAUUCAGAUGAUGAGGCUGCUGCAUUUGUCGGAGACCCUACCUCACUGCCCGCGGAGUGCUUUUUGAACUUCUUCCAUCAUGGAUUCGAUGCGUUCAUCUCAUACCCAACCACACCCGGUCCUGCCUUUCCAGACUCCGGUAUACCAGACCCUACGCCACAGCCACAUUCAUCCCAGUUGGCAGUAACAAAGAUCAUCCUCCAUGGCAACGUUCCAGGCUCAUAUCCCUUCAACCGCCACCGUCGAAGCCGCUGGACCAUUCCCAUUGGUGACUCGGGGAGCUGCCUAUCUUCCGAGUCAUCCUAUGAGGAGAUCUCGGAGCGGUUACGCAAAACCUGGAAAGGAGCCUACUCUAGCCCCGCCGAAGAGCGUGCUUUGCAGCGACCAAUGGUCCUCAACCGCGGGUGGGGUGACAGCCCCGAGAGCAGCGUGGAAUUCCUCGGUGGUUGGGAAGAGAGUACUGCGAAGGGUCCUCGGAGUGGUGCAGACGGCCAAGACGGGGGAUUGGGCAAUACGGAGCUUUUCGGAUUUCCUGGUCUGUUAUUUGAGGUGCUCAAGAAUGGCGCUGUGAGCAGUCUUACCGUGUAUUGA
Molecule: messenger RNA, 1518 nt
Organism: Penicillium canescens
Lineage: Eukaryota; Fungi; Ascomycota; Eurotiomycetes; Eurotiales; Aspergillaceae
Product: UPF0183 domain protein
Exons: 2
Coding region: 1-1518 (505 amino acids)
Biological process (GO): Golgi to plasma membrane protein transport
Cellular component (GO): trans-Golgi network
Source: RefSeq, a predicted model, not a curated record